AGUUACCUGCCCGUGUCAGGUAAGAUGUCGCGUAAACACAUGGCCGCCAGUUGACUCAGGAUAGGUGACAAAGUGGCAGUGGCGGAUUGUUGAGCGUUCAUGUAACUACUGAACCCAAGUGACCGAUGUGCCUCAGCGUCCCGUCCCAUUUCCUUACGAGGUGGUCGUAGUGGCGGUAGAUUAUAUACUGAACGGUGCAGGGGCGACUUUGUUCCCAUACAGCGACGGGCACAGGACAGUCAGAGACAACGGAAAUAGGUUGAGACGAGGUGAGGUCGCCGGUCACAUUGUCAAUUCUAUUUCUCUAUCCGCCAUUGAGUGCCACUGAUCUUCUACUGUGUAGCGGAUUUCUGUCGUUAUUUUCAACAGAUAAAACUUGGAACAGUGGAGUUACUUUGAGCUAUCAGUUAACGAUGUCUCCCCGUGUCCGACGUGACCACGAUCAUAAGGAAAGCGAUGCCAGGAGCGAAGCUGAGUACAGGUUCCGACCACGACAACUCCGAAAAUGUAUCUACAACGCCUUAGCAACACCUCUGCCAGUAGAAGGCACAAAUGAGACGCACACCUGCAUCAGUGAGGAGAGAGUCCGCGUCCCGGUCACAACACGGGAUAAACUCCUUCGAAGGGAAAACAUCUUUAUUGAGAUGGAAACGUUCAACAACUGUCUGUGUGACAUCCACUCCCCGUUCAACUACUGUAACUUCAACCUCCUUAUCGUGCAGCAGAACAAGACGGUGCUGGAGACGUGUCUGGGGGAGCGGGAGUUCAACGUCCACCUGCACCACACAUCCCUAGACGCAAACUUCACCUGUGACAUGAAGAAAUCCGGACGCAGAAUCGCAUGUAGACCGAAUGACGUCCCAGUCCCACCGAGGGAGACCAGAUUUCAGUAUGUGUUAGACUGCUUGGGAGAAAGCCUGCCCGACUUCAGCUGCCCCAUCACAACGGCGGCCCCUCCUGGCGUGACGACGGCGGCCCCGCCAGAGUCGCGGAUCGCCUUGCUGGUGAUGGCCCUCCUCAUCAGCCUCCUGCUGGGCGUGUUGGGCACGUGGCUCGGCAUCUUCUGCUGGAGGAAGAGGAGCAAGAGGAGACGCAUCAACAGACCGCUGCCGCCUCUGAUGCCCCGCCCUGAACACUCCAGCCUGCCCAACCUGUACGACGAGGACUACACUGAGGAAAACAUAUACGAUGUCGUCAAAGCUGUGGAUGAGUCGCCCACCACCCACCCGGUACCUGACCUGCUGAGUCGAGUUCCAUCUCUCCCGCCCAUCACACCUAGACCACCACUGGGCCCUCAAGUUGAGGUCGACAAAGACAAGGCUGCUUACAACAGGAAUUCCAGCCAUAGUGAAUUCUACGAACCUUUGUUAAGAGGUCACAGCACAUCGCAAAAUAGUGACCACACGUCACCUAAAACCACCCUCCAAACUGAGGACAGUUACGGUGGUGAUUAUCUGCCCUUGUUACCAGACAGAGACAGUCGAGAAAUACCUGAAACGGAGCCAGUCAAACGAUUUCAUCCCUACGACACACCGGAUGAGUCAUUCAUGGGAACUGAAGCAGGGGAUGCAUCUAUUACAACGCCUAAGAUCGUAGAAGGCCAAGAUGAUAAACCCUCGGAAGCAAAACCAGAGUACCAUAUCCUGGAGCCUCCCGGCGGACAUACUCGCGGCGCCAGUAAGAAUCAGGAGCACACAACUCUCGACAUCAAGGAGGGGGUAACUCCUGAUACACAUGAGGAAACAUCCCCACAAACGAUCGAGGAGAAAGGACGUGUUGAGACCAGUCCAAAUGACAGUGGUUACGUGAAAGAACGGUCAAAUUUGAUAGAGGAACCAACUCAUUCGUCAAAAUCACCUGAAAGUGAAACUGAUUCAGACGGAUAUGAAAUACCGGUGUCUGAGGAGGCACCAGCUUUUGACAUUGCCUCUUCCUUUAUUAGGAAGGGGCCAAAAAGUGAAGGUGUGCACGAUAAGAACAAGGACGAUGUUGUUGAUGUCUGAUACACUGAUGCCUCGCAUCAAUUGGGCGUCAAGGUGGCCUCGUGAUUACUCUUCGUUCAUUACAUCAAAGCCAUAAGCCUAUUUCUGGUGUUGCCUGACGCGAUAAUACUGGCUUCACACCAACUUCAAGAUAUAUGUUUGAUCCAGGCAUUCUUGACAGUUACUUGUGUGUGUGUAUUUUGUGGACGAUGGAUGUGUGCGAUGAGUACCAAAUUGUGAUGUGUAUAGAAUUGUACAGAAUCAUUGUAUUUUCGUGUGUAAAUAUAAAACAGUCGUUCAGCAGUGGAUGCUAUAACAAAUACAUGAGAUCAGGGAUGUGCAGGAAAUCAAAAUGUUUUUGAUACCUGUGUGCUAUUUUUAUGCUAUCAUGUUUUUGGUCUCGGAAAGAAUGCUUUCCCACUACACCUGUUCAGUUUAUUUGAUUAUUUAUGUUUAAUUGCGUUUUGUAUUUCACCAAAGCUCAUGUCUGCAAUCAAGCAUGAUCUGCUUUUAUGGAUUCAUGAAUAAAGUCUGUUUUUUAUAUA
This is a messenger RNA of Haliotis rufescens (red abalone), 2527 nucleotides long. RefSeq lists its product as uncharacterized. The record is from RefSeq and is a predicted model, not a curated record. The transcript has 10 exons. Lineage: Eukaryota; Metazoa; Mollusca; Gastropoda; Lepetellida; Haliotidae. Bases 414 to 2003 code for a protein of 529 amino acids.